GCUGUUGACCAUUACCUGAUAAAACUGUGGGAGUUGUAUUAGUAGAUAUCAUAGGCCUCAGUUGACCAGAGCAAAAGAUGGCUGUCUCAUGCUUCCAAUUACCUGCUUGGUUUUGUAUCUCGUUAAUCUGGUUGGUUCGAUCGAUCGUCCCUCUGGCUUGGUUCUAUUUUGUCUCGAGCCUACUCUGCUAUUUGCUACCCGACCAAUAUUAUUCCCUCCUCAACUACCCCCAUGGCCAUCAUCACAACAAGCAGCAACAGCUGCACCAUCAGCCGCGAUUAUGGUCUUCACUCUGCUUGUUCCUCUCGACGAUCGAAGUCGCUUUCUCGAUCUAUUAUCUCUACUCGGCUCAUCUUGUCCAACGAAGGGUCGCCCAAUUCGAACAUCCCACUUCUUUCAUCCGGACUACCAUCAAUCGGAUCGUCGGCAGUGGCCUAGGACCGGAUCACCCUUCUACCUGCUCUUCAAACUCGACCAACUCACUAUCGGGCUCACCCGAUUCUGCUGACCGGCUCGAGAAUGAGACUCUGUUGACAAUCCCUCCGAUCUCUCCUUCCCGGCCUAGCUCACCUUCAGGUCUCGCUCCCGAUACCUCACUAUCCUAUGAUGAUCCGGCAGCAGUUGAAUUCCGAUCUAAUCAGGUUCUUUGGUUUCAGAAUUGCCGAUGGGAUGAGAUCCAAAAAGAGAACAUGUUGGAAUGGCUCGCCUGGUCUCUAUUCAGCAUGCCGCUCGAAGAAGUCAGAUUGGAAGAUCAACAGAUGGAACUCAAGGCUGAACCAAGAUCAAAGCUACUAGAGGAGAUCCUGAUUCGGUUCGAAAAUCGAGCUGGCGCUCGACUCAAACCAGGCUAUAACCCUAACCUAGCCAAACGAGUCAUUCGCUUGACACUCGAUCCAAUCAGCAUCGAAGUUCGACCACUAGGACUCUACCUAUUGUCUAACAUGGGCAGUCUGAUACUCAAACAUUUCCUCAGAAAAGCCGGUUUCAAAGAAGCUCAGUGCACCCAUCGAUGCCCUCAAGGCUUGAAGUACUUGAUUCGAAAGCCACCCGGCUGGGACGACCAACCCGUCGAAAGUCGUCCGGUACCUCUCAUCUUCGCCCACGGAUUAGGAAUAGGUUUCUGUCAGUAUGUCGCGUUCCUAAACUACAUGGCCAAUGCAUCGUGGGCUCUCAAUAAACCCAUAGUUAUACUGCUUCAGCCUUCCAUCUCCCAAGAAGUAUUUUCCGCUCAGCACCUCAGACCGCCAACCAAAGAAACGCUUGCUGCCGACGUGAUCCAAUUAAUUUAUAGCGAAAAUUUGGCUGAGGUGGGAGUCGAAUUGAUUGGUCAUUCUAUGGGGACCAUUGUCAUAGCUUGGGUUGUGAAAGCUCUAUCAAACAAGGGAAUGAUCAAGCGGAUUUGCCUCAUAGAUCCAGUAUGCUUCUGCUUAUGGGAGCCACACGUUUGCUACAACUUCCUGUACUCAACGCCGCGUACGGGGAUCGAAAGGAUGAUAAGAUAUUUUGUGGCCACUGAAUUAGGAGUAGCUCAUCAUCUACAUCGAUAUUUCGAAUGGCGAUCGAAUAUUUUGUGGCCAUUCGAAAUUCCUGGAUUUACCGAUCCGAAGAGGUUCCAAGUGUUCUUGUCGGAAAAAGAUUCGAUCUUGGACCCUGCAAGAGUGAAGAAGUACUUGAUUGACAAUGGGAUGAAAGAAUCGGUUGGGAUCUUCACCGCCAAAGGCGCUGCACAUGGUGAAAGUGUAAUCGAGAUGGGCUCUCACUUCGACCUAGUCAAGAAGUGGCUUGAAGAUCGAAUCUCCUAA
Messenger RNA from Puccinia graminis f. sp. tritici CRL 75-36-700-3, 1802 nucleotides. RefSeq lists its product as uncharacterized. NCBI's taxonomy places the organism in Eukaryota, Fungi, Basidiomycota, Pucciniomycetes, Pucciniales, Pucciniaceae. Bases 78 to 1802 code for a protein of 574 amino acids. The transcript is spliced from 7 exons. The record is from RefSeq and is a predicted model, not a curated record.